AUGCAGUAUAGUGCAGCCGGGCUGAGGAACAGGAAGAGGACGCAGAGUGUUCCAGGGAAAGACAGCGGAGGGAAGACAUCAGUCUGUCAGCAUGUCCCAGAGUCAGGGACAGGAGCACAGCAACCUGGUGCUCAUAACAAGAGGAGUGAUGCUGCAGCUUGGACCCCUCAUGAGCCACUGCUGAGCACCAGAGCUCCUGCUUCUGCACAAGUGGAGUUCUGCAACCUCUGCGUUUUCACAGUGGCUUCAGGUUUCUACUCUCCGGGAAGCAGAGCAGAGAAGGAGCUGCAGGAGCUCACAUUCUGA
This is a messenger RNA of Knipowitschia caucasica, 306 nucleotides long. The record is from the annotation of a GenBank genome assembly. Lineage: Eukaryota; Metazoa; Chordata; Actinopteri; Gobiiformes; Gobiidae.